Lepisosteus oculatus (spotted gar) is the source of this 2068-nucleotide messenger RNA. RefSeq names its product ras-related and estrogen-regulated growth inhibitor-like protein. The record is from RefSeq and is a predicted model, not a curated record. Gene Ontology annotation, molecular function: GTPase activity; GTP binding. NCBI's taxonomy places the organism in Eukaryota, Metazoa, Chordata, Actinopteri, Semionotiformes, Lepisosteidae.
CAGAAGUGGCAGCGUGGGUUGUAAUUGAUUAAGUUUAUCGGGUAAUAAAAACUUAAGUUUGCAAAUGGUUCUAAGCCUGUCUCCCUCCAAAGCAAACUUUUCGGGAUCUAGGCUCACACCAGACAUGACCGGACUUCAUGCUUUAAAGAUGGAUACGAACGUAGUGGUUUUAGGGACAGAUAACGUUGGGAAAUCUGCUCUGACAGUCCGCUUUCUAACGCGCAGAUUCAUCGGGGAGUACGGAGAUAUCGAAUCAAUUUACAGCCAUAAUGUUAUCGUAGACGGCAGAGAGAUUUCUUUCAAUAUCUGGGAUUCUCCUUAUUCACAGGAACUCCUGAGCGAGAGCUCCGCGUGUGAGAAGAGAAUUCACUGGGCGGACGGGUUUGUGCUGGUCUACAGCAUCUGCGACAGGGCCAGCUUCAACAGCGUCUCCAAGCAGGUGCAGAGCAUCAAGGCGCAGAAGGAUUACCUGGGGGUGGAGAAGGUGCCUAUCGUGAUCGUGGGCAACAAGAGAGACCUGCACCACCGCAGGACGGUGUCCAGCGAGGAGGGCCGGCUGCUGGCGCUGUCCACAGACUGCGCCUUCUAUGAGGUGUCCGCCGCCGAGAACUACCACAGCGUGCUGCUGGUGUUCCACGGGCUCGUGGAGCGGAUCCGCGAGGCCAAGACGUCCUUGAAGAAGCCGGCCGGGAUCAAGAGCAUCGUCAAGAGCAUGUCUGCGGUGUUCGCCAGGAAACGGACCGACUCCCUCUGAGAGCCGCGGUGCACGGAGAGGAAGUGGAAGAUACCCAGACGACACACGGGGCCCAAGUUACUCCUCCGCCCUCGGCACGCGACGAGAAGGCUCUCCAGUUCACGUUAUGGAGUGCUGGGAGGAAAUAUUUAAAAGGCAGGCUUGCUGGGAUUCCUGGGCUUGCACCAGCUCAGUGGGAAGGUGGGUUUUAAUCAAGAGUAAUCCUUUAAGGAUUUCCCAGGGAGCCCGGACUCCCUUGGCGGUUGUCGAGUGGCAUAAAGUGCCGCAGCAGCAGCAGACUGACUGCAUCGGAAAAGGGGGCCAGAGCACACGUUUCAGCUUCGAAAAACAUUUCUACUGUAAUCUGCAUAGCAAAUACAAAAAGCGGCAUUUAAGUUCGAAACGUUAGAUUUGAAUCACUCCAGGUGAUUGGUUUUUAAAUGCUUAAAUCGCAAAGCUUGUAUGUAUCCCGAGGAGCUGCACUUCUGUCAUGUGCAAGCAGAUGCUGUGAAGCGCAAACGACAUCAAAGUUCAGGUCAGGACUUGGACUCCUGGAGAGCUGUAGGGAAGAGGUCUGAGAUUGAGAGAAGAAUUAGCAACUGGCUAAUCCAGGUGGAGCUGUCCUGUAUUUGAGUGACCCAGAAAAGCUAACACACAGCUGGAGAGCGGUGUGGUGCAGAUAAAGGAAGAUUACUUUUGCCACUAUUUAUGAUUUACAGUGCAAAGCAUCAAUGCUGGGUGUAUGACUGACAUCACUUGUGCAAAAAUGCCCCAAACUAUUUUGUCAUUAUAUAUAAUCAUUUCAAUGUGUUCUUUUCUGAAAUAGUAUGGCUUGUGGCAACAUUUUCUUCUUUAUGUCUAAUGGCUACUCAUUUUUUUCUUCCUGGGUUGAAUUCCCUUCCUUAUCGGGAGACUGCCAUUUAACCUGUAGCCUUUCCAGGAAGCACAGAGAGCCAGUCGGGAUUUCACCCUGAAAGGGUGGCAGUCCCUCACAGGGGGUACACACGCACACACUCAUCACCUAAUCCUCUUCUGCAUGUCUCAACAACAAGCAAGGCAAAUGUGUGGGGAACAAGGAAACUCCACAGAGAUAGUGCGCCAGUGUAGAAUCAAACCCGGGACCCAAGAGCAGAACCGAUAGCAACAACUGUCAUGCUACUGUUCCACCAGCCAGUUCACAUCUGCUUGUCCUUUUUUUAGAACCUCCGGUCAGGUUAUAUUUGUAUUCACAAUCUGCUCCCGUUUGUCUACACUGGUGGUACUAAGAGCCCUCUGUGCUUUCCUGAAAUACAUUUUAUAAUGGCUUGCUAGCGUAUUGGUUCAUGUCUGUUUCGC